GCAUUUGUUUUGGCGUAGGAAGAAAAUGGCUAAAGCGAUGAAGGGUGUGCAUAUGGAUGGGGCAUUGGAGAUGCAGCAGCAAUAGUUGCAGUGCUGGUGUGAAUGUGGCGGCGGCGGCCGUGGCAUCAGCAUCUCUAGUCUCCUCCUCCCUCUCAUCUCUCGUUUCUUCGAAUAGAGCUUGCAGCAAACUUCUCGCCAGGGUUAGGGCUUGUUCGGGGACCCACUUAAGCUUCUUCUCUACUGCAUCCGUGUUCCCUUCGUCGUUGUCGUCGAGCACCAUCGCUGCCGCCUCUGCCAUGCCGGGAGUGCAAUCUCAAACGGUGGAGUGGCCUGCGAGCCGAGUCAGGGACACCUUUCUCAGCUUCUUCGAAGGGAAAGGCCAUGUUAACUGGAAUUCCAGCCCUGUUGUCCCUCUCAACGACCCCACUUUGCUAUUCGCUAAUGCUGGCAUGAACCAGUUCAAACCAAUCUUUUUAGGAACUGUUGAUCCAAAUACAUCGUUGAGUAAACUCACUCGUGCUUGUAACACCCAAAAGUGCAUUCGAGCUGGGGGAAAACACAAUGAUCUUGAUGAUGUAGGGAAAGACACUUACCACCAUACCUUUUUUGAGAUGCUUGGCAACUGGUCAUUUGGAGACUACUUCAAAAGGGAGGCCAUUGGAUGGGCAUGGGAGCUUCUUACACAGGUGUAUAAGUUACCUGCUGAUCGGAUCUAUGCUACCUAUUUUGGUGGUGAUGAAAAGUCUGGCCUUUCCGCUGAUGAUGAAGCUAAGGAAUUAUGGCUGAAAUUUUUGCCACCUGAACGUGUAUUGCCUUUUGGUUCUAAGGACAACUUCUGGGAGAUGGGCGAUACUGGUCCUUGCGGGCCUUGCACUGAAAUCCAUUAUGAUAGAAUUGGUAACCGAGAUGCUGCAUCACUGGUCAACAAUGAUGAUCCUACAUGCAUUGAGAUCUGGAAUCUUGUGUUCAUUCAGUUCAACAGGGAAAGUGAUGGUUCCUUGAAACCUCUGCCGGCAAAACAUGUUGACACUGGCAUGGGUUUUGAACGAUUGACCUCAGUUCUUCAAAACAAACUCAGUAAUUAUGAUACUGAUGUUUUCUUGCCCAUAUUUGAUGCAAUCCAAAAGGCAACAGGGGCUCGGCCGUACUCAGGGAAAGUUGGCCUGGAUGACGUGGACAAAGUUGAUAUGGCUUACAGGGUUGUAGCUGAUCAUAUAAGAACUCUUUCAUUUGCAAUUGCUGAUGGUUCUUGUCCAGGCAAUGAAGGUCGGGAAUAUGUUCUUAGACGUAUUCUUAGGAGAGCUGUUCGCUAUGGAAAUGAAGUUCUAAAAGCUCAAGAAGGGUUUUUCAGUGGGCUUGUCGAUGUUGUGGUGAAAGUGAUGGGAGAUGUCUUCCCAGAAUUGAAGCAACAUGAAGUCAAUAUCAGAGACAUUAUUGCAGCAGAGGAGAUAAGCUUUGGAAAGACAUUACUUAAGGGAAUCGAGCAAUUUAAGAAGGCUUCUCAGGAUGUUCAGGGGAAGAUAUUGAGUGGACAGGAUGCAUUUGUCUUAUGGGACACCUAUGGAUUUCCACUGGAUCUGACUCAGCUGAUGGCAGAGGAAAGAGGUCUUACAGUAGAUGUGGAGGGUUUUAAUACUGCCAUGGAAGAAGCAAGAAAAAGAUCUAGGAGUGCACAGAAUAAGCAAGCUGGUGGUGCAAUUGUAAUGGAUGCUGAUGCCACCUCUCAGUUGCACAAGAAAGGAAUAUCUCCAACUGAUGACAGCAGCAAGUUUAUAUGGUUCCAGGAUCAUGAAAGUGUGAUAAAAGCCAUUUAUACUGGAGCAGAAUUUGUGGAGAGUGCCACUGCAGGUGACGAAGUUGGUGUUAUUCUAGAAACCACAAGUUUCUAUGCUGAACAAGGUGGACAGAUAUUCGACACCGGAUCACUUGAAGGGUCCUUUGGAUCAUUUCAAGUUCUUAAUGUUCAAAUUUUUGGAGGUUUUGUCCUCCACAUUGGUUCUAUUGCUGGAGGAACUGGCAGGUUCACUGUGGGUGAUAAAGUAGUCUGUAAGGUAGACUAUGACCGGCGGACUCUUAUUGCCCCUAAUCAUACCUGUACCCACAUGCUGAACUUUGCCCUCAGGGAAGUGCUUGGUGAUCAUGUUGACCAGAAGGGAUCUAUUGUUCUUCCUGAAAAAUUGCGAUUUGAUUUUUCCCAUGGCAAGCCUGUUCAUCCUGAUGAUUUGAGAAAGGUUGAGUCAAUUGUGAACAAACAAAUAAGAGAUGAAUUAAAUGUGUUUGCCAAGGAGGUAAACCUUGCUGAUGCUAAACGUAUAGCUGGUUUACGAGCUGUAUUUGGGGAAGUAUAUCCUGACCCAGUCAGGGUUGUGGCAAUUGGUGGAAAAGUGGAGGAUCUUCUUGCUAAUCCAGAUAAUAAAGAAUGGUUAUCAAUCUCAACAGAACUUUGCGGAGGGACCCAUAUAUCAAAUACACGAGAGGCUAAAGCUUUUGCUCUUUUAUCUGAGGAGGGAAUUGCUAAGGGUGUCCGAAGAAUAACUGCUGUUACAACUGAUUGUGCUUUUAAGGCAAUAGAAUCAGCACGUUCACUAGAGCAGGAGAUCAGUGAUGCAGCUAAAUUAGAUGUAAGCCAGAUGGAGAAGAAAGUUGCUUCUUUGAAAAGUCGUGUACAAUCGGCAGCUAUUCCAGCAACCAUGAAAGCAGAUCUUGGAGCCAAAAUUUCUCAACUUCAAGAUCAAGUUAGAAAGGCAACAAAGAAGAUUGCACAAGAAAAUAUUCAAAAAGCUACAAAAACAGCUGCUGAAAUGGCAGAUAUUGCUGCUACUAAUGGAAAAGCCUUCUGCAUCUGUCGUGUCAAUGUUGGUCUGGAUGCAGCUGCAAUUCGUGAAGCAGUUAUCAAAACUAUGGACCAGAAGGGUAUGUCAGUUAUGAUAUUCAGUACAGAUGAGACCACGAACAAAGCUGUGGUGUGUGCUGGGGUUUCUGAGAAUGGUAGUAAGAGCAAGGAUUUAGAUUUGUUAGAGUGGUUUACAGCUGCAAUGGAGCCUCUCAAAGGACGAGGUGGUAAAGGAAGUGUUGGCAAACGUUUCUAUGCUCAAGGACAGGGGACAGAUGCAUCACAAGUUCAGCAGGCCAUUGAAAUUGCAACAGCCUUUGCAUCAAUGAAAUUGAAAUAACAAACACUAGUCAUUCUGCUCUUGCCAGCAAAACUAGAAGUUCCUUUCAUUAUACUUGAUGCUGAUUGAUAGUGAAUCAGAAAUUUGAAGCAAUAGGGGAAAAGGGACCAUAAUGAAGAAAAAAAGUGAAAAAGAAAAUAUGAAUUGUUUUAUCUUGAAUGAUUAUUAUUUUUUCCUUGAAUAGAUUGUGAAAGUAAAUAUUCAUGUGAACAGAUGAUAGCUUAUAUUUACAAAGAUUUUGUUUUGCUAGAAUUUUGAACUUAAUUUACUGAUUGGCUUUGAUAA
Nelumbo nucifera (sacred lotus) is the source of this 3458-nucleotide messenger RNA. It is a transcript of the gene ALATS, whose product is annotated as Alanyl-tRNA synthetase. Lineage: Eukaryota; Viridiplantae; Streptophyta; Magnoliopsida; Proteales; Nelumbonaceae. Gene Ontology annotation, molecular function: nucleic acid binding; alanine-tRNA ligase activity; aminoacyl-tRNA deacylase activity. Gene Ontology annotation, biological process: alanyl-tRNA aminoacylation. The record is from RefSeq and is a predicted model, not a curated record. Gene Ontology annotation, cellular component: cytoplasm; chloroplast; mitochondrion.